CAACAACUGAAAAAAACGUCCAACAUUCUGGUAAUGCACCAAUCCCAGAAUUGGAAACAAGGUCGAGGUUAACGUUUUCGACGUUAUAUAUGAAAAUACGAGGCCAUGGAUCGAAGAAUAAUGAAAUAUUCGUAGUGGUAUCCUGAAGUGAAUUGAAAUAAAACUAUGAUUGAGGUAUAUAAGCCAAGCAACUAGCUAUGUGGUCGAAUCCGUAGAAGCCAAUAUAGUACAAUGCCGUAGGUAGCUUUUUUUUCUUCCUUUAUUUUUUUAGAGACCAAGACUCGGAAAAAAAGUCAGUGAGGAUUCUCGCUGAGGUCAGGAUGGAUGGCCUACGCGUGGACAGCAGCCCUCGUUUACUCAAUGGCAACGAAGGAGUAAAAGACAGUGAGAACAGUGAGGCCCACGAAACAGACAGCGGCAUCCACAGCGGUGACGACGUAGUGGAUAAAGUGAGUGACGUGAGAACGGUGGUGGAAGUGUAUGACUUGGAGGAGCAUGACCUCGAUGGGAAGAGCUCGGGGAGAGGCACUGCGUGGGAAGGGCUCUCCCUCUCCUUCUCGGACGUGGAGGACUUGCAGAUAAUAAAUCUAGACGAGAGGGGAGAGAGUGAUAAAGAGGAAGAAAAAUUUGGCAGGAAGAGGACCUCGAAUGGGGAAGAGCGGAAGCCCAGGAAAAGGGUUCACAAGCCCUUCCUGAGAGAAAACACGCAGAUCGAAAUCCUCGACACGUCCUCGAACGUCUCGAGUAGUUUCGCAAAACCCGUGGACCAGGGACCAAGGUUGCCAGAUAGCAUAGAAAUUGAAGACCUCGGCAAAGGCCAAGAGGAAAAAGAGGGAGAGGAUGAAGCCAGUGAAACGGUGAAAACUAGUGACGUGAAAAAGGCGAACAAAGACGACCCGCAGGAGAAUAAAAGCACAAUCGUCGUAGAGGAUGACACCGCCGCAAAGGCAGGCACAAACCCGAGUCCGGAGAUCCGGAUCCACGGUAAUCCGACCAUUAGUCUCUCCCAAGAAUCCGAGUUGCCCGACGCUGAAAAGGAGUCGACUCCCUCGAACAUUUCCCUCGCGCCGGCCCAAGAGCACGCCUCCCCAACAAAGAGGUUUGUUUCGAAAUCCUUCAGCGAUGGGACCAUCAUCACCGACCCUUCAAAACUGCGCUUGUUUCAGCCACUGGAUACUCGAGUGCCCCGGAGAGGCAUCCCCUCGAGGAUCGACAUCCAGGAGGACAUCCCCGAAGAUCCCGAGGAUGAGAGUCAAAGGGAGGCAAGGAUGCGGAUGAAGAUGGAACGUCUGGACUCCAGGACCCAGCUGAAGGACACCCUUACCGUGCCUGGCGAGCGUCGUGCCAGCAGGAGCCUGGAGGGCCGUGUCCGGAUUUCCCGCAGAGGAUCCCUGGCCAGGGAGGAGCGCGCGAUGUCCUCAAUGCCCUCGAGCCCUGAGGACGAGGAGGACACGCAGAGAGAGUCCAAGAUCCAGGGCAACGUCACACCGGGGAAGGAGUGGUCGACCGAACGAGUUCAACGCGUGAGGCUGAUCCCAGUGGUUUAAUUUUCAAACGUGGCCAUGUGUAUCAUGGCGUUUACUUCCCAACUCUUACUAACAGCUUUCGGGAUCAACAACUCGAGGUUGCCUACCAGCGUUAUUCUCACCGCCAACGCCAGAAGUCACUCAUCAUGGUCAAUGGGGUUGAUCUUGUGCUUAAAGUGGUUCUUCUCAUUAUUUUCCUCGUGAACAGCACGGGGGAAGCCAACGACCAUGUUGUGGCCAUUACCUAUUCCGUGAGCUGGAUGGUUGUGAACCUGAUCCUGUGCGUUUUGUCUUGGUGGAGAUGCUUUGCUAACAACUACCUCCAUUGGGGAGCUCUUUGUACCUGGCUCGUUCUCAACAUUCAAGGCUGCAUAUCCCAAGUGCUGUGCAGUGGGACAGAAAAUUACAUGUGGUAUUUGCUGUUUAUCGUCUUCGUCACAUACUCUAUGUUGCCGCUGCCUCUCCGCUGGGGUAUGUUGGCUGGGUCUCUCACAGCCCUCAUUCACCUCAUAAUCACUCUCAUUAUCAUACAAACAAGUUUCAACAGCAACUGCGCCGGCCAGUGCAUUAUGGCUAACCUUACGCUGUACUUCGCCAUCAACUUCGCUGGAAUGUACACCAAGUAUCUUACGGACCGGACGCAGCGAAAAGCCUUUUUGGAGACGCGAAAGUCCAUGGAAAUGAGAUGCAGAACACAGAGGGAGAAUGAGAGGCAGGAGAAGUUGCUGUUGUCGGUGCUACCCCGUUUCGUGGCGCUCGAGAUGAUCCGGGACAUCGCCAGAGAGGACGAGCGAGGCGAGUUUCAGCCCUCACAGUUCCACAAGAUCUACAUUCAUCGCUACGAGAAUGUGUCCAUCCUCUUCGCCGAUAUCAAAGGAUUCACAGCCCUCGCCAGUCAGUGCAGUGCCCAAGAGCUGGUCAGGGUCCUUAAUGACCUCUUCGCCCGCUUCGAUCGCCUUGCUAGUGAAAACCACUGCCUCAGGAUCAAGCUUCUAGGAGACUGCUACUACUGUGUAUCGGGACUACCUGAAGCUAGGCCCGACCACGCCCAGUGCACCGUCGAGAUGGGGCUACACAUGAUCAGGGCUAUCAGUUUGGUGAAAGUGCUUGCGGGUGUGGACCUCAACAUGAGAAUCGGGAUCCACUCGGGAGCUGUCUUGUGCGGCGUCUUAGGCCUGCGGAAGUGGCAGUUCGACGUCUGGUCCUAUGACGUCACCCUCGCCAACCAUAUGGAGUCUGGUGGGAUCCCUGGGCGAGUCCACGUGUCCAAAGCCACUGUAGAAUGUCUGAAUGGUGUUUACGAGGUGGAACCCGGACAUGGGUGGACUCGGGACCAAUACUUGAAGGAUCAUGGCGUGGAGACCUUCCUGAUCAAGCGCGAAGAACCCUUGAGGCCGAGACGUCGAGGUCCUCGCUUCUCUCGCUCGAGGCUUUGGUCCGAGGACGAGCGGAACACCUCGGCCUCGCAGAGCUUACGGGAAGCAAGGAUCGGCUCAAACGCCACCACAGUCUCCAACUCACAACUCCAGCGUCUGCCAACUGUGCCAACGACGCCGACAACACCUUCAGAAGACAAAGACGACGAUUCGGUCAACAGCACUCCGGCAACACCCGACCACACGGACACCAACAACGCGAAUCACAACGGCAAUCACAUCGGCGAGUCCGCGAUGAGCAACUCGUCGUCCUCAUCAAGUACUUCCAGCUCCACCACGACGCCCACGGAGAGUGCCGACGACAAGGAGAAAGCUUCCGACGGCGACGCAAGCGAUUCCAACUCCCCGACUCCUUCCCCGACGCCUUUGGAAGAUGAGAACACGACGGAUUGGACUCCCGAAAUUCCUUUUGGAAACCUGAAAUACUAUGCGGGCGUGUGGAGUAGUGCAGCCCAUUACUCUCUGGCGCUCCGUAAGCAAAAAAAAUUCUCGUCUCAGACUUCGCUCGAGAUGGACUGGGAGGACGAGGCUUUCCUGGAGGAGGAGUUCCCAGAGGGCCUUGAGGACGAGGACGACGAGGCUGAAGUCACGCAGUUCACCAACCCGACGAGCACCUUCACGCAGGAGGUGGACAACCUCAUGGACAACAGCAUCGAAAUCGAAUCGAACAAGAGGAUGAGAGCCGAACACAUGAACCCCUUUACCUUAACCUUCAAAGACCCCGAGAUGGAGGAAAUGUACCACCAGGUGCGCGCGGACCUCCUCAAGAGCAACGUCGUCUGCACCUGCGUCAUCUGGGUGCUCAUCGCCGUCUGCCAAGCCAUCAAAACUAAGACUAGGCUCAAACACAUCACCACGCUGAUAGCCCUCCCUACCUGCAGGAGGUCCGCGCUCGUGCUGCCCUUCCUCGUGGCGUCCACCCUCCUGGCGGCGGGCCUCCUGCUGGUUAUGUCGGAGGAGUUCCCUCGUCUCCCGAAGACCCUCCGGAGGCUGUCCACCCGCCUCGCCCGCGCCACCCUCGGCAGGAAGGUGUUCGUGUGCGCCCUCAUCGCCAUCAUCGCAGUGCCAUCCAUGUUAACUCUGAUUCUAGUGUGUAACGACUUGAACUGUUGUACUACCUGUCAUCCAGACAAUCAGACGUAUGGCAUUCCGUUGAGCUUAAUGCACGUAGGAAAUCCGACGAAUAUCGAGAUCUCGCCUUCCCCGGGCCAGAGUGACAUUGUGGUGAAAGACGGCGCCGACAAGCCUCCUCUGUCGCUGCUGCUCUCCCACGCCCCGAGACCCGUCGUCCAGGAAUCGAGAUAUACUGAAGACGUGGGGAAUUACUAUCACGCGGUUAACAAUUUGGGUAAUGACUUCUUCCUGCAGCCUCAGGAGGGCGUCGUCGUUCCAAGGGGAAGGUCAGGGAGGGAGAGCCUGAGGGAGAGGCGCUCGGUGAACCACGAAGCAGGGCAUCGCGAGGUCGAGAGGUGGGCGUACCAACCUCAUGCAGACAGCGGUGAUGUGUUUCCUUCCAUAAGUGUGGCGUCCGGGACUAGAACUAGUAGUGACGAGAGCUUCGCCGUGCUCGAGAGGUAUCGCAGCUUGUCCUUACCAAAGAGCAUGCCGAAACAAGCGCCCGGCGUACAAAUCGACGGCCGGAAGCGAAUCCGUCGGCGGGGAAACAAGCCUCUGGUCGGCGGCGCCGAUCACGACAACAACAGCUUAUCCGGCGCCUCAGCUGCCGGCCUCCAGACGGACAUGCCGAAGACGAUGAGGAAAAACCCUUACCCGGAUGUGAAGGAAACGUCAUCCACUGCCCAGCCGGACGAGUUGAAGGAAUGCUGUCGUAAUAUGUACCCGCAAUACUUCGUCUACACGUGGGUGCUGUGCAUGGUGGCGCUGGCUUCGUUCCUCAAGCUCAACUACCUGGUCAAAACGAUCGUGCUGGUCUUCAUGGUCACUUGCUAUGGCGUUCUCAUACUGAAAUUCCGGAAUCUCUUCUGUAUGCAGGAUGGCGAGACCGACCCGAGCCGCAGUGUCGUGACGCCCUCGAGUGUGAUCAGCCUCCCGGCGAGGAUGGGCGUGCUCCUGGUGCUUUUCUUCUUCAUGGUGACGUACCACGGGCGUCUGGUGGAGAUCACGUCCCGCCUCGACUUCGUGUGGAAGCAGCAGGCAGUGAGGGAGCUCGCGGACAUGGGCGAAUGCCGGCAGUACAACAACCAGCUUCUCAAGAAUAUCCUUCCCGAUCACGUGGCUGCGUACUUCUUGUCUGAGGAUAGGAAGGGAGAGGAGCUGUUUUCCAAAGCCUACGACAACGUGGGAGUUCUCUUCGCCUCGAUACCAAAUUUCACGCAGUUCUACUCCGAGGACGUCAACCGAGGAAUGGAGUGCAUCAGAUUGCUCAACGAAAUCAUCGCUGACUUCGAUGAGCUGCUGGACGAAGACAGGUUUUCGUGCAUCGAGAAGAUUAAGACAAUUGGAAGCACGUACAUGGCUACCUCUGGUCUCAACCCCACCGCUAAGGACGCCGAGGACUGCCACGCCCACCUCUGCGCCCUCGUCGACUUCGCCCUGGAGAUGAAAGCCCGCCUGGAGGACGUCAACAAACACUCCUUCAAUAACUUCAAGCUGAGAGUAGGUAUCAGCCACGGCCCUCUCGUCGGGGGCGUGAUCGGGGCCAAGAAGCCGGUUUUCGACGUCUGGGGCAACACGGUCAAUGAGGCUUCGAGGAUGGACUCCACGGGCGCCAACGACACCAUUCAGAUCCCGAAGGAGACGGCGCAGAUCCUGAACUUCCGCGGCUUCCGCCUGCAGUGCCGCGGAAAGAUCGCCGUGAAGGGCAAGGGCGAGAUGGACACCUACUUCGUGCUCGGCAGGAAGGCCACCGCCCGCGCCAACUUCACCCGGCACCCGUCGACCUACAACUCUCUCGCUGCGGUCGUGUACGGCAUGGUGCAGGCGCGCAAGAAACAGACAAUCAAAAGAAGCAACACUACGGUGCGACGGGACCGGCAGCGGAAGGUCUCGCCGUCCGAAGGGAACACCGCUAUCACAUCAUAUAAUCGCUCCUUUCGGCCAUACACACCAAGCAGUGUGCAGAAAUCCCUGUGGCCUGCUAAUGUGCGCUUCAGUACACAGCAGAAAAUAAUGAGACAGAGAGAGACUUUACGAAUGCCACCACGACAGAGCUUCGGUGUCGCGGUAGUGCACGGAAAUCAUAAUAAUACAGGCUAUAGUGCAGCUGGAGACAUAAUGCUGAAAUUGAGCUUUGGAAAUAGACAAAGGCAGCAAGAGCUUCAGUCUGGUUAG
Messenger RNA from Penaeus monodon (black tiger shrimp), 6253 nucleotides. RefSeq names its product adenylyl cyclase 78C-like. Gene Ontology annotation, biological process: intracellular signal transduction; adenylate cyclase-activating G protein-coupled receptor signaling pathway; cAMP biosynthetic process. Gene Ontology annotation, cellular component: plasma membrane. NCBI's taxonomy places the organism in Eukaryota, Metazoa, Arthropoda, Malacostraca, Decapoda, Penaeidae. The record is from RefSeq and is a predicted model, not a curated record. Gene Ontology annotation, molecular function: adenylate cyclase activity.